Messenger RNA from Anopheles moucheti, 1645 nucleotides. RefSeq lists its product as uncharacterized. Gene Ontology annotation, cellular component: nucleus. Gene Ontology annotation, molecular function: zinc ion binding. Lineage: Eukaryota; Metazoa; Arthropoda; Insecta; Diptera; Culicidae. The transcript is spliced from 3 exons. The record is from RefSeq and is a predicted model, not a curated record. The coding region runs from base 196 to 1191 and encodes 331 amino acids.
CGUACAUGUCGAGUAGCCGGCAAAAUUACCCUAAUCCGUGCGAUAAUUACAUGUUGUUCGUGUUCAGGACAGCUUUUUGAGUUUAUAAAGACGGUGCACAUCUGCCAAGCGAAAUAAGCUGCUCACCUAACCAACAAACAUACGUGUAAACGCAACAUCAACAUUUCUUGUGCCAGACAUAUAGUCUAAGUUAGAAUGUGUUCGCGUAUCGCAAAAGCAAUGGACAAACGAAGCAUAUGUAGAUUAUGUAUCAACGAAGUCAAUCCGGAUGAUCCUGAUGUUCGCUUUCUUUUAGAUGAAACGAUACAAAAAGCGUUAAACCAUGUGUUUCCAUUCGAAAUAUACUACAGCGUGGACUUGCCCGUCAAUAUCUGCAAGAACUGCUCAUGGAAUGUGUUGGACUUCCUCAGUUACAGCGAGAUAGUGCAACACAAUCAGAAAAAGCUUGCCAGCCAACUAUUGCCAGACCAAGUUCAAAACUGCAACGUAAAUCAAGAACUGGACAUGGGAGACAUUGGUCAGAACAUUAACGCAAAAGAGCGACCUACAAAUCGGUCGGAAGAAUAUGUUGAUAAUAUGACAAUGGUAAACUGCAAAAAAGAAAUUGACGAUAUUUUGGUGACGAAUGAAAUUCACCCAGAUUCAAUUGAUUAUUCGUAUGAAACCUUGGCAGAAUUUAUUGGAAGCGUAACCUGUGAAAAAUACGAAAUCGUUCCAUCUGUUUACGACGAAACGCCCGAAUGUUCGAACAGUUCGAACACUUGCGAUGACUUGAGCGACAUAUCUGUGACUAAAAACGAAUCCCCCCAAUUCGACAAUGCCAUAAACAAGAAAGAUGGUAAAAAUGUUCGCAGAAUGCCACAUAAGCGAAUACCAAUGAAGAGAAAGACCAGGAGAAACAAAACUAAGUCGCGUGUCAUUAAAAAAACCAAACACACCGUAGAAACUAGUGGUGAUUAUUUUUGCAGCAAAUGCGAUAGGAAAUUCAGUAUUCUGCAGGAACUGCGGUACCAUAGACAAAAUCAUAUCGAAACAUGUACCAUCUGUAAGAAAACGUUAAACCAUAAAAGCAUGCGUAAACAUAAAGAAACGCAGCACAAAAGCAACAAACUUCAAAUGUAUGUAAAGUCAUUUCCCGACUUACGCGACACUCGAGGUACGCGAAUUCGAGAUACUCAAUCUAAAAUUUAAACAUUUUCACAGUUCGUGGAAUAACGUUUUUUUACCAAAUUUAUUUUUUUUCUUAAAAUACGUUAUAUUUCAUAAACGUUAUAACAUAAAAAUCUCUUUUGGUAAAAUGUUACUCUAAUUGACGAAAUUUCAAUUAUUAAAUGUUGUCACCUUUGUAACGUUCAAAGAAAUAUUGGAUCCCUGAGUACUAAAUCUAAACGGUAUUAUAAAGGGAAUUCGAGUUACGCGAAUUUCUCAGGCACGCAUUAUUCGCGUAACUUGGGACAAGACUGUACAUCCGUCGAGAUGUAUCCGAGUGUAGUCGAGAGGCAAUCAUAGAGUUUAUGAAAGCAUCUGAGUAUGGACGAAUAGUGCUGCUAGCCAUAUUAUACUCCUAGUUCCUACUCGAAUAGAACAGAAGAAGAAGUAUAUCUGUAAGUAACAAUCCAACAAGCAGCAAUAUGAAAUAAUAAAG